Cladophialophora yegresii CBS 114405 is the source of this 432-nucleotide messenger RNA. RefSeq lists its product as uncharacterized. The transcript is spliced from 3 exons. Gene Ontology annotation, molecular function: carbon-sulfur lyase activity. NCBI's taxonomy places the organism in Eukaryota, Fungi, Ascomycota, Eurotiomycetes, Chaetothyriales, Herpotrichiellaceae. The record is from RefSeq and is a predicted model, not a curated record. Bases 1 to 432 code for a protein of 143 amino acids.
AUGCCUCAGACAAUACCAGGCGGGUGUUACUGCCGCAAGAUCCGGUAUGAAAUCACCCUCGACAACCCUGAUGAGCAGGCCCGCACGUCCAUCUGCCACUGCGGCAACUGUAAGAAAUUCACCGGCGGGGAGAACGGCAUCACGAGCAAGAUUCCCAAGUCCAGCUUCAAGGUCACGGAGGGAAAUGACUUUAUCACCGUCCAUGAGGCGGAUAACGGGACCGGGACGAUCUUGCAUCGCGAGUUUUGUAAGGAAUGCGGGGGCCCAAUCUUAGAGUACGGGGCAAAUGCGGGUGACUUCGUUUACAUUUUCUAUGGCUCACUAGACCAUCCGACAACUCUUCCUCCGAAGGGAGAAUUCUUCACCAGCAAGCGGGACUCAUGGAUGCCAGAGGUUCCAGGAUUGUUCCAGAAAAAGAAGAUCAAGGAAUAA